UCUCUCUCUCUCUCUCUCUCUCUCUCUCUCUCUCUCUCUCUCUCUCUCUCUCUCUCUCUCUGUCUCACUUCACUUCAUCCCCUCUUUCUGUUGGUAAAAACAGAAUCAAUCUUGGAAAGUGCAAAUCGCCUCUUUUCCUCACCCCCUCUAUACUCUAUUGGAUAAAGGAAUAUAUGGCCAUAUACUCCUCCUUCUUCUCUCUUUCCUGGAAAGCUGCUGUAUCAUCCUUCCCUUCAUUCUUAAUUUCCUUUUUGGGCUUUGAUUCUUUUUUCAGCAUGUCUACCCCGGUCUCUCCGUCUCCAUCUCUUUCCCCCCUGGCCCUGUCCUCCCCAUCUCCCUCCUCCUCCCCGCUCCCCUCUCCUCUUUCUCCUCCCCCCAGGCUGCCAGUCUUCCAGAGGAAGGGAGCUCUCAAGCACAAGAGGGUCAUUGAAGUGAAGGACCACCAGUUUACAGCCCGAUUCUUCAAGCAGCCUACUUUCUGCAGCCACUGCACUGACUUCAUCUGGGGAAUUGGCAAGCAAGGAUUCCAGUGUCAAGUCUGCAGUUUUGUGGUGCACAAACGCUGCCAUGAGUUUGUCACUUUUACUUGUCCCGGAGCCAUCACUGCUCCCAAAGAGGAUCUCAAGAGCAAGCACAACUUUAAAGUACAUACAUACUCCAGUCCAACCUUCUGUGAUCACUGUGGGUCUCUGCUGUAUGGCCUCAUACAUCAGGGCAUGAAAUGUGCCUGUUGUGAAAUGAAUGUACACAAGCGCUGUCAGAGCAGCGUCCCCAGCCUGUGCGGACAGGACCACACUGAGAAAAGAGGACGGAUUCGCCUGACCGUGCGUGGAGAGAAAGAGGACAUAUAUAUCACAGUCCAUGAAGCACUUAACCUGAUACCCAUGGAUCCUAACGGCCUGUCGGACCCUUAUGUGAAGCUCAAACUCAUUCCUGAUCCAAAAAGCCAGAGCAAACAGAAAACCAAAACCAUCCGUUCUACACUCAACCCUAUCUGGAACGAGAGCUUCACCUUUUCAGUGCGUGGGAGGCAGUGGGACAGGCGUUUGUCUGUAGAGGUCUGGGACUGGGAUCGGACCUCACGGAAUGACUUCAUGGGCGCUCUGUCGUUCGGCGUUAGUGAGAUAUUCAGACGUUCAGUCAGCGGCUGGUUCAAACUACUCAACCAGGAUGAGGGAGAGUAUUAUAACAUCCCUGUACCUGACCCAGACCUGCAGGUACCAGAAUGUGCUAUCACACCCUCUGUUCCUCCUGAUCAUCUUACUGUGACGACGCCUGUUCCUACUGUGACCCCUCCUGCUCUGAGUCCGACUCCCACUGCACUGCACACGAGCAAAGGCCAAGUCAGGCUACACGAUUUCAACUUCCUCAUGGUUCUGGGCAAAGGGAGCUUUGGCAAGGUCCUGCUGGCAGAGGAGAGGGGCAGCGAACGCUUGUUUGCGGUGAAGGUGUUGAAGAAGGAUGUGCUGUUUCAGGAUGAGGACACAGAGAGCGCUAUGGUGGAGAGAAGAGUGCUGGGCCUCGUGGGGCGACCUCACUUCCUGACCUCCCUGUACUGCGCCUUUCAAACCGAGGAUCGUCUGUAUUACGUAAUGGAGUACGUGAACGGUGGUGAUCUUAUGUUUCACAUCCAAAUCGUCGGCAAGUUUAAAGAACCGCAUGCAGCGUUCUAUGCUGCUGAGAUCGCAGAGGGUCUGUUCUUCCUGCACAACAAAGGCAUCAUAUACAGAGAUCUAAAGCUGGACAAUGUCCUGCUGGACAGUGAAGGACACAUAAAGAUAGCAGACUUUGGGAUGUGUAGGGAAGGCAUGAUGGAAGGGGACACCACUCGGACCUUCUGUGGCACACCUGAUUACAUCGCACCUGAGAUUGUGGCGUAUCAGCCGUAUGGUAAAGCAGUGGACUGGUGGUCAUAUGGAGUCCUGCUCUAUGAGAUGCUGGCUGGGCAGCCUCCUUUUGAUGGCAUAGAUGAGGAGGAGCUGUUUCAGUCCAUCAUGGAACAGAGCGUUUCAUAUCCGAAGAGUCUCUCUCGGGAGGCUGUGGCCAUCUGCAAAGGGCUCCUUACCAAGAACCCUGCUAAGCGUUUGGGUGGAGGAGAGGAUGCAGAGAGAGAGCUGCGGGAGCAUCCUUUUUUCCGCUGGAUAGACUGGGACCGACUGGAGAGACUGGAGAUACAGCCUCCCUUCAAACCCAGAAGUGGAGGCAGAAAAGCAGAGAACUUUGAUAAGUUUUUCACAUCCGCUCCCUCCGCCCUCACGCCAUCUGACCCGGAUGUUCUCGCCGCUAUAAGUCAAGAAGAAUUCCAAGACUUCACCUACAUAAACCCGGAAUUUCCUCCCUCACCCCUAACAGCUGUCUGAGAAAACCUCAAUCAAUCCACACCAACCAUCUUUUCAAUUUCUGCUCCUGUUCACAAUUUUACCAAUGGUGACCAAAAAAAAGAAA
Carassius carassius (crucian carp) is the source of this 2445-nucleotide messenger RNA. RefSeq names its product protein kinase C gamma type-like. The transcript has 17 exons. Gene Ontology annotation, molecular function: diacylglycerol-dependent serine/threonine kinase activity; zinc ion binding; ATP binding. The record is from RefSeq and is a predicted model, not a curated record. NCBI's taxonomy places the organism in Eukaryota, Metazoa, Chordata, Actinopteri, Cypriniformes, Cyprinidae. Gene Ontology annotation, biological process: protein phosphorylation. The coding region runs from base 174 to 2360 and encodes 728 amino acids.